This is a messenger RNA of Lycium ferocissimum, 2004 nucleotides long. Its product is annotated as transcription factor bHLH144. The record is from RefSeq and is a predicted model, not a curated record. Bases 805 to 1551 code for a protein of 248 amino acids. The transcript is spliced from 4 exons. Gene Ontology annotation, molecular function: protein dimerization activity. Lineage: Eukaryota; Viridiplantae; Streptophyta; Magnoliopsida; Solanales; Solanaceae.
AUAUCCCAAUAACAAACCACGAGCAUUUUCUUUAACAUUUGCAUCACUCCACACACUAUCUUACCCUAUACUUCCGCUCUCUAGAAACUUUUUUUUCUUUUUCAAGAAAAUCUAGUGAAAAUACACCAAAGAUCUUCCUGAUCUUCUCUUCUUGAUUUGGUGGCUUGGAUUGAAGACUACAAUACAUUGCACUGGACCGAUCAACAUGCCGUGGGCAUUUUCUUCUUUGAGUUACAUUGUGAAGUGUGUGCGCUUGGUGGUAUUCUUUCGCGUAAUUCUGUAACCCAUUUUACUUGAUUGCGAGAUCUCUAUAUUUUCUGUCUUGUGAUAUUUCUUGAAACUAAAGUCCAUUUGGAGGGUGAGAAUGUACAUUGCGAUUACCUUGAAGAGAUACAGAGCAGUCAAAGAAGCUGGUGAGAUUAAAAUGCAUGUGGGGAGUGUUGCUUAUUACCAAUUGAUGCUAGUUUGUCAGGCUGAGUAUUUCCGUCAGUUGCUUAAACCUGUAACGUAGUCUGGUCAAGUGAAAGCUUGGGGAGGUUGGGAUUGCUUGCUUCUUGUUGCUCUUAUUCAGCAAAGCCUGUGGAAGUUGGGAUUUGUUGGCUCUCUUCAGUGUAUAAGAAAUCAGAAUGACCUCAUUAAGCACUGAGUGUGGUUACUGUUGAUUGGAAUUCUCAGUGCGCUUUUACUACAACUAAUACACCUUGAACUUACUCUGUUUUUUCUGUGCUUUUCGUAAAUUUUAGUCAUUUUUGUAGUUAAAAAUUUCCAAUUGGAAAACACAUUUCUAGUCCAGCUUAGUUACUCAUGCAGAGUAACUAUCAAUUUUCCCCUGAAAAUCCUUUUGUCUCUCUGGAAGACCAAGCAGCUGGUGGUAACAUAUUCGAUAUUCCUGCUCCAUCAGUCUUUGGUACAAUGGAACUUCCCACUGGUUUGAGAUCUUCUGUGCCCUUUCAUGGUUUCGAAUUUCAGUCCUCUGAGGCAUGUCCAAAGAAUUUCAUCAUCUUUGAUCAGACCGAUUACCGGAGCCAGAUCAUGUACCACCCUGCCAUGGCUUCCAAGUUUCCAUAUCCUGAUUUGAAUUAUAAUGCAACUUGCUUCCAACACGGGAUGGAGAGAAAAAUUGCAAUUGCAAAUAAUGAGAAUACAGAAGUUUCUUCUUCAUAUCUGAAGGAAGAUUCAGCCGAUAUAAAUGCAUUACUCAGCUUGGAAGAGGAAGAACACGAGGAAUAUGACCAUGAAGAGGUCAGCACCGCACGCACCAAUGCGAACUAUGGAAGCAGUUCCCCUGAAUCGUACUCCAACUACGAUUGUCAAUCCAAAAAGAGCAGGACCUCUUCUUCUUUCAGGAAGUCUUCUGGCAGUAGUACUAGCAAUUGCAGUGAGAGAAAACGCCGGAAACUUAAGAAGAUGGUCAAGGCUUUAAAGGGAAUUGUCCCUGGUGCCAGCAGGAUGAAUACUGUCACCGUUCUUGAUGAAGCUGUCAGAUACCUCAAGUCACUUAAGGUGGAAGUUCAGAAGCUUGGAGUUGAAAAUUUGAAGACAUUUGCUUGAUCUGCUAUUUGGUAUGAGUAACUUCGCUUCCUUUAUCACCACCGUCUCAGUUGAAGUCGUUAUGAACUCUUAGUUAUAUCUUUUGCAUAUGUGAAGAACUUCUUAUGCAUUGAUCACCUAUGCGGUACUGCUCAGUUGCUGCUCUGGAGGGGAGAACAUAACGUAGAAUAUGGUCCUUUGUCUGAUGAUAGGACAAUAAGUCUAUUUUAACCAGUCUGCUGUAGUAGCUAGCUGCUCUAUCUAAUUUCUCGUCCUAGCAUAUGUUUCCACUAGUUGCAAACUUUAUUAUUGUAUUUGAAUAAUUCUCCAGUAUGUCCGCUUUCUGAAACUUUCACCUAUUGGAGCUAUUUGUUUUUGGUUUUAUUAAUACGAUUCUGAUGGUUUAAGAGAAAUGAUUUGUUUAAUAGAUAAUGGGAUGAUGAUUACACUUUAUGCAAGCGUGUUAUGGUCGAA